This is a messenger RNA of Mytilinidion resinicola, 1577 nucleotides long. RefSeq lists its product as uncharacterized. Bases 1 to 1284 code for a protein of 427 amino acids. The transcript has 4 exons. Lineage: Eukaryota; Fungi; Ascomycota; Dothideomycetes; Mytilinidiales; Mytilinidiaceae. The record is from RefSeq and is a predicted model, not a curated record.
AUGCGGUUUGCGAUCGAAUCGUGGAUAUGGUACACGGUCGCCGUGGGCAUCAUAGUCGCACGACUAAUAUCGCGCUCGAUAUUAUUCGGCUCCGUCAAGCGGCUUCAAUAUGACGACUGGAUCAUGGGCCUGCUCGUCCUGGGCUCGUACACAACACUUAUUGUUAUGACCAACAUUGCCGCGAAAUCGAAUUCGAACCUCCUGCCGCCCGACUUUCCAUUGCAGAGUCUGACCUCAAAGGACAUCUCUGACCGACAGUAUGGAAGCAAGAUCGGUAUUGUUGUCGAGCAGAUGCAAAUCGUCGUGAUAUGGCUGAAUAAAGCGUGUCUUCUGAUUCUCUACUACCGCCUCACGCGCAUGGUGGCUUCCAAGGAGAACAUGGCUAUCAAGCUGCUCGCUGUCUAUGUCGCCCUCGCGUUCGUCGUCAUGGAGAUUCUGUACUUCGGUGUGUGGUGCAGGCCAUUCCACGAGUACUGGGCGAUUCCGACGUAUAACAGCCAGUGUGACAGGUUAACGGACCACCGCAUCACCAAUGCCGUCUUCAAUAUAUCUUCCGAUAUCAUGAUGCUCUGCAUCGCCCUACCCAUGUUCAUCCGAACCCUGCUGCCGCUCAAACGCAAGCUCAUCCUUUGCUGUAUCUUCAGUCUCGGCAUCUUCGUUAUCCUGGCCGCCAUCUUGAAUAAAUACUACUCCUUCAAGUCGCCAUAUAGCACCUCCACCUGGAUCUCAUGGUACAUCCGGGAAGCCUCAACAGCCAUCCUCGUCGCUAAUCUCCCAUUUACGUGGACUCUCCUCCGCAAACUCUUCAAUCUGGGUGCCUUUGAUAGCUCGGCUCCUCCUCCCCCUACUUACCACUCAUCCCGCACGGCCGGUGGACGCCGCACCCAACGGAAGCGUGAUAACCACCAAGCUCCAGCCAUCAAAGAAAAGGCCGCCCUAAAUGGCAGCCAGAACAGCGACGUGAGUAAAGACAGCAAGGAACCCAGAUCAAGCGGCGGCCGUUUGGUUCCUAGUGAAACACCAACAACGAUGCAAAGCGAUCAUAGCGAUCAGCCACUGGUGUCGGAGAUGUCGUCGCGCCCGGACACGUGGGACGUGGAAGCCCAGAGAGUUGUUAUUGCUCAGCCAAAGAGGGCACAGAUCGCACCGUCUGUUGCUUCUUCCGGUAUUUCAAGAUUGUCGAGCACGAAAAGGCAGACCGGUGGUGGCGGAGGUGGUGGAGGUGGUCGAAGCGCUAGAGAUCGUAAGGCGCGAGCCAAGAUAGCGGAGAAGGCGAAUAAGUGAUGGGUAAUGCGGCACUGGGCAUAAAUGAUGAGACGAAGAGACGAAUUAUGACUGCACAUCGGUGGUUUGGGCACUGCGGAGUAAGAUGACUGGGGCGUUGUACUAGUACCUGGAAGGCAUGGCUGCGCGAGAGAUACCUUGGGAUGGAUUAUUGGAUUAGCGAUUGCCCUUCGUUAGUGUAUUUGAAUACCGAAUCAUGCAUGACUCUUCAGUCCGCGGAGUGAUCGACUUAUCCUUUAUUUAGUUGAAUUUAAUUGUAAGCGAGGCAUCUCAGAAUGGAGUUGCACGUGGGG